GCGACGUUUUGUCCGGCCUUCGAACGCCAGGCCGGGCGGAACUUGUUGAUUCUGUCCGGGGGGGAAAGUGUUCGACAACACCCCAACUAAACAACAAAAAGAGAGUUCAAACCGGCUGAAACGUCGAAAGUUUGGGGAGUUGUUUUGGUUUUGUUUGUUUUUAAAGUGAAUUGUGUGUUUGAAGAAGUGGAGGAGUUUGAAAAAAUGUUACCUGACAGGAUCCUGGCUCGUUUGGUGACGCGCGAACAGCCUCAGACAUGGAUUUCAAAGUGGUGUUUACAUCCUUGGAGGAAACGUGUGAGGAGAACAUCGCUGCUUUUUCUGAACUCACGGAUCUUCAACACCGCGAUGUUUCCCAGCGCUUGGUGGAGUGCAUGAAAGAGAUUCAGGAGCACAGUCGAGCCCUGGAGCCCAUGGUCGCCAGCUUCACGGCCGUCUUCCACCAUUAUGACUUUGACGAACAAACGCCAGGAAAUGGCUAUCGCUCCUUGAUCAAGGUCUUAAUGGCCUGCCUGGUCCACAUCAUCCAAAAGUCUCGCUACAUCGCCUCAAACCACAAGAGCACCUUCUUCAGGGCGGACCACAACGUGUCAGAGAUGGAGGCCUACUGCAGCGCUUUGUGCCAGCUGCGGGCUCUCAUCUACCUGGCCAAGCGCCUCAUCAACGACAACGACUUGGGCCAGCUGUAUUCCCUGCAAGACUGCGACCUGAGCCACAAGUUUGUGCAGGAGUACAGUUCCAUGCACAAGGCCUGUUUCUACGGCCGAUGUCUGGGCUUCCAGUUCUCGCCAAGUCUUCGUCCGUUCCUCCAGACUGUUGUCAUAAGCAUGGUCUCGUACGGUGAGGCUUAUGGCAAAAAGCAAUCAGGGCUGGGUUUGGCAGCCCUCUCUCUCCUCACAUCGGGAAAGUAUGUCAUCGAUCCGGAGCUGCGCGGUGCCGAGUUUGAACGCAUCACUCAAAACCUGGACAUGCAGUUCUGGAAGUCCUUCUGGAACAUCACAGAGUCCGAGUUUGUAACAGUAGGCAGGGGUUUCAGCAGAAUAGCCUCUUACACCGUUCAGGUGAACUUGUCCUUGACGCUGCCUCCCGUCCCUUUGAGCCUCCCCCUGGUUGCCGACCCCAGUCGGUUUGCUAACGUGACCCCUCCACUGGCGCACUGGGGGCCCGGGCCAGUCGACAUGCGUCUGAUAUCCUACGUCAUUCGAGAAGGACAGCACAGUGAGGAGCUGCUGUCUCUCUUAAGCGUUGGUUCUCCCCCUGUCUCUACUUACCGCGCCCCGUGGGCACGCCACCAACCUCCAUCCCCUUGGCUGCUCAUCCACUUCCACGGAGGCGGCUUUGUGGCGCAGACAUCCAGAUCGCACGAGAAUUAUCUGCGGAGCUGGUCGAAGGAGUUGAAUGUUCCCAUUCUCUCUGUGGACUACUCGCUGUCUCCUGAAGCACCUUUUCCCAGAGCUCUGGAGGAAUGUUUCUACGCGUACUGCUGGGCCUUGAAAAACUGCCACCUGCUUGGUUCCACAGCAGAGCGGGUGUGUCUGGCAGGCGACAGCGCCGGGGGCAACCUCUGCAUCACCGUGUCCAUGAAGGCCAUGACGUGCGGCAUCCGUGUCCCCGACGGCCUCAUGAUCGCCUACCCCGCCACCCUGCUCACCAUAGACGCCUCGCCCUCCCGCCUGCUCACACUCAUCGACCCGCUGUUGCCUUUGGGUGUGCUUGCCAAGUGCCUGGACGCCUAUACGGGCGUGGAAUCUCGGACCGUGCAGGCCGCCGUGGGAGACAACAGUCUGAGCGCUCUGGGCAGAGACACCACCGCCGUGCUCAACGACCUCACCCAGGGUGCCGCCAACUGGCUCCAGUCCUUGCUGGACCCCAUGCAGCCCUCGGGCAUCACCCCCUUGCGGUCGGCAAGGCGCAAAGAGUCCGCACGCAGGACCUUGAACCACACGUCGCCGGCCCACUCCCAAACCUACGUGGAGUACCCCGAUGGCUUUGAGCCUCUGCGCUCUCAAUGCCACGCCUUCGUCCAGCCCAUAUCCUGUCCCAUCAUCAGGAACCCCUUCGUGUCGCCGCUGCUGGCUCCCGAAAGCCUGCUGCGAGGCCUGCCGCCUGUACACAUCGUGGCGUCUGCUCUGGACGCCCUAUUGGACGAUUCUGUGAUGUUCGCCAAGAAGCUGCGCGACAUGGGCCAGCCCGUCAGCCUCACGGUGGUGGAGGACCUGCCCCACGGCUUCCUCAGCCUCUCGCAGCUCUCCAAGGAGACCGAGUACGCCACGGAAAUCUGCCUGGGCAAAAUGAGGGAGGUUUUUGAUCCAGAAGGCCGGAAAACCGACGCCGAGAAGGGCGAGAACGAGGAGAAGGAGGAGAAGGGUGAGAACGAGGAGAAGGAGGAGAAGGGUGAGAACGAGGAGAAGGGUGAGAAGGGUGAGAAGGAGGAGAAUGAGAGUCCGCCGGAGGAUCCUCCAACAGCUCUGUAAUUUUACCUAUCAGAUUUUUUAACUUUUUUGCGGUGGGUUUUUAUUUGGGGGGGGGAAAGAAUAUAGUAAUAUACAUUUAUUCCAAUGUAUUCUGGUAGAGUGAAUGAAAAAGAGAAACUUCACCUUUUAGGUAUUUGGGAUGAAAAAUGCACUGAAAGCAUUGCAGGCUGACUUAAGUUCUGUGCCAAAGUUGCACUUUGUUGGAAUUGUUGUGCCUUCAAGCUGUCUGGAGAAGACACCAUCUUUCUUAAUGGUUUACACACACACACACGCACGCACACACACACACACACACGCACACACACACCAAACAGUUUACAGGUUAACUGUUUCAUUAUAUGAAUAUUUGAAUAAGCUGGUUUACAACAUUAAAGGGAGUUAUUCUACCUUGAAUUGGUAUACUGUAAAUAUCUAUAUUUAUUAAUCGAUCAAUGUUGUAUUGAAUGAUCUAUUUUAAAAAGAAAAAUGCAACAGUAA
Nerophis ophidion (straightnose pipefish) is the source of this 2951-nucleotide messenger RNA. RefSeq names its product lipase, hormone-sensitive a (gene lipea). NCBI's taxonomy places the organism in Eukaryota, Metazoa, Chordata, Actinopteri, Syngnathiformes, Syngnathidae. Gene Ontology annotation, molecular function: sterol ester esterase activity; triacylglycerol lipase activity. The record is from RefSeq and is a predicted model, not a curated record. Gene Ontology annotation, cellular component: cytosol. Gene Ontology annotation, biological process: triglyceride catabolic process; cholesterol metabolic process. The coding region runs from base 258 to 2474 and encodes 738 amino acids. The transcript has 11 exons.